Messenger RNA from Scylla paramamosain (green mud crab), 2382 nucleotides. It is a transcript of the gene IFT46, whose product is annotated as intraflagellar transport protein 46 homolog. The coding region runs from base 306 to 1724 and encodes 472 amino acids. Gene Ontology annotation, cellular component: intraciliary transport particle B; motile cilium; centrosome. The record is from RefSeq and is a predicted model, not a curated record. NCBI's taxonomy places the organism in Eukaryota, Metazoa, Arthropoda, Malacostraca, Decapoda, Portunidae. Gene Ontology annotation, biological process: intraciliary transport; cilium assembly. The transcript is spliced from 10 exons.
UAUCACAUUCCACAGAAAUUUUCAAUUAGAAUCUCCUGAAAUUUUCCGUCAGCGCGGGGCGGGGCGGGACGUUGCCAUGGCGACCCUCGCGUGCCACCGUCAACAAACAAGCAAGGCAGGAAUGUGCCUCAACGCGCCUCAGUCAGCCUGACAAGGACACCAGCGGGAGGCCUUCCAGUGGGAGGCAGCGCGGCCCUUAGGCUGCCUUCAUGAGAACAGACAACACUACAGCUGAGCUGACUGGGACAGGAGGGGCGCCGCGCCGCAUCAUAUGAGCCGAGGAGUGUUGGCGCCUAAGACUGGCGAUGUUUCAGGCAGCAGCAGCACUUGAGAGCUGUGACUACGAUGAAGUAACAGAAGUGUCUGUGAAUGAGGCAUCUGAGGGAGGCCUUUCUCUGGUGCACCAUUCCAGUGCCUUUCUGGACACACCCGCCCUCCCGCCUCACCACCAGCUUGGGGACCCUCCAGCAGAAGGUCCUGAAGCAGCACCAGAGCGCAGCCAGCCCCAGCCAGGCGCCGCCACCAUAGCCACAGCCACAGCCAUGACGACAGCCGAGGAGGAGAAGAUGGAGCCAAAGGAGGAACAGGCGGGCGAGCCCCUGCAAGAGCCUCCCUCAGCUAGUGAUGGUGAUGGUGGUGAUGGUGGUGAUGGUGGUGAUGGUGGUGAUGGUGGAGAAUUGUGGGGAGAGGUUGAGGAGGGAGGAGGAGACAUGAUCGAUCCUCAGGGAAAUGAGAACAGUGAUUUCCAGCCAGGCCCCUCUCAUGCUCCGCCUCCCCCCCACCUCGCUCCCUCCUCCCCCCACCACCAGGAGCAUCCCCGCUUCCAUUUGGGGAGGUCCGAAGGCGAUGAUGAUACGGAUGAGGACAACAUGGGAGAAACUGCUGGGUUGAGUGACAUAGCAGGGAUGGGCGGCCCCGGCCAGCCCAUGCCUCUCGCCCACCCGGCAAGCAUGCCCAGCGGCGACGACGAUGAUGACGAUGAUGAUGAAGAGGAUGGCCAGGCCCCAGCUCCUGAAGGGGCGUACGAUCCAGCGGACUACGAGCACUUGAGCGUCACUCCAGAGAUCUCAGAGCUGUUCUCGUACAUCACCCGCUACACGCCCCAGGCUAUCGAGCUGGAGCACCGCCUGCGGCCCUACAUCCCGGACUACAUCCCGGCCGUGGGGGACAUUGAUGCCUUCAUUAAGAUCCCGCCUCCUGACGACAAGGUGUCCAUGGUGGGGCUAGAGGUGCUGGAUGAGCCCAGUGCACGCCAGAGUGACGCCACAGUGCUGGACCUGCAGCUGCGGGCACUCGCCAAGCACACCACCGCGAAGUCUAUGUCAGUGAAGACAGUGGAGAAUGCCGAGAAGAAUGGCAAGGUGAUAGAGAAGUGGGUACGUGACAUCAGUGAGCUGCACAGAAGUAAGCCUCCGCCCACCGUCCACUACAGCAAACGCAUGCCAGACAUUGACAGCCUGAUGCAGGAGUGGCCGGGGGAGCUGGAGGAACUGUUGAAGGAGGUCAACCUGCCCACGGCUGCACUGGAACUGGAACUCCCAAACUAUGUGGACAUCAUUUGUUCCAUAAUGGACAUUCCCGUAUACAAGAGCCGUGUCCAGUCUCUGCACGUCCUCUUCACCCUCUACUCGGUCUUCAAGAACUCGGCGCACUUCAGACAGCUGGCGGAGGAAAACUACAUAGACAACGAAGACUCAACUGCCGAACAGCUUGUCAUGCAGUGAGGGCGGCUGGCUGGAGGGAAGUGUCGCGUUAAGUACUGGCAUCUAGAAGCAAAUAGUACACAUUUGAUCAUCUCUGUAUGUGAAUAUUCGGAGGGAGCAAUGAAUGAACACUACACACAUACCUACAUGCACAGUUAUUGAUAAGACUGAGAGAUUUAUCAAAACAUCAUAAAGAGAUCAGAUAAAUAGCAUACUUUCCACCCUGCCCAUCGUGAGUAAAGAAUAGUAAACUGGAGGUGCAGUGUGACAUAUCUGAGUAGAGAGUGAGUGGCGCAUUGUAUAAUUGCCAGUAGUGGUUUAGCUUUCUUGGGAUCUAAGCAGCCUUAUCGUGUGGGGGGGGGGGCUCUCUCUGUGUGUGUGUGUUUUAGCGAGUGGCAAGUCAGCUUAUAUAUCUAUGGCAGCUGAGAACAAAACCUGUAAUAAGAGAAAAUAUGAAGUAAAGUUUUUUUUUUAUUAUUCUUUUGGGAUCACCUCAGAGAAAGUGUUUAUUAUUGGUCGUUUGAGUGAUGUGUGCAGCCACUUCAUGGGAGUGUGGGGUCAGACCUUCAUCUGCCAUCGCGUGUCUGCUUCUUGCCGUGUACCAGCACCACAGCAGCACCGUAUUGAAGCCUGUGAUGUAUGCUACCUAACGCACUGCAAAUAUAGAUUACUACAUGUG